Messenger RNA from Ostrea edulis (European flat oyster), 1275 nucleotides. RefSeq lists its product as uncharacterized. The transcript is spliced from 3 exons. The record is from RefSeq and is a predicted model, not a curated record. Bases 235 to 831 code for a protein of 198 amino acids. NCBI's taxonomy places the organism in Eukaryota, Metazoa, Mollusca, Bivalvia, Ostreida, Ostreidae.
AACAACGAUAAUAAAACGAACACUUUAAACUUAGUCUGCUAUGCAUGGUGCUUUUGUGUACUGUUGAUAUUUGGGACAUGAGAUCUUAACAUUUUUAAAUGGCAUAAAUUUGUGUAUUUGCAUUUACUUUGAAUUAUAACUCAGUGGGUAUUUGUUUACAAUUGUUGUUGUAAGCGGGCCUAGUUAAAAACCAUACAGACCUUGUACGAAUUGGCGAACAGACACAAUACAAAGAUGGCGAUGGCAGACACCUUAUUCUUUAAUGGGCGACAGGAUCGGUACCCCUAUCAUGUAAACUACCCCCCAACUGUCCCGCGAUACCCCAGCUCACAGGAAAUGUUCAGGCGUGAGUCUCCCGACAAGUACACUAAGGUGGUAGGGAGGAUCGCUACCCAGGAAUUUGACACCAAAAUUUCUCAACGAUCGUCACAUCAGUCUUGGUACGACAAAUGGUACGACUCCGGUAUCCCCAAACUUCGUCGGGAGGAACUUCCAAAAUUGGUGGACCGUCAUGAACCGUGCAAUCAACCGUGGCAAUACAAUAUAGGAACCUCCGCCGUGCCCAAGUGGACCAAGGAGGGAAAGGAUUGGCCAGUGUCCAAGGCUUACCUCCUCCAGGGUAAACCUGCCACAGAAGCCACGCGUGCGCGCGGCGUUAACCGUCUGUCACUUCCCAAAGAAGAGAAUCUUUACCCAUUCUCCAAUUAUAUGACAUCACAAUACCGGAAGCCGGUGUAUUCUAUAUUUGGUCAUCUUCAGAAAGACAAAGUUUAUGGAGUCACACACCAACACAAUAGGCACGGAAACAUGUCGUUCGAGGACUACUAUUGAUCAUUGAUUUUGGUAUCAAAUUUUGGAGAGCUUAAACUGAAGAUAUAGCUUGCUACUAAAUUAAGUAAUUUUCAUUGAUUUAUAUAUGUACGUGUCGAUAUUAGUUUUUAAAAACUGUGAAAUUGUACGCUUUUAUGCACGUUCUAUAUUAUUUUUAUGCUUCACAAUGUCCAAUAUGAGAGAGAGAGAGAGAGAGAGAGAGAGAGAGAGGGAGAGAGAGAGAGAGAGAGAGAGGAAAAGAAAAGGAACGAUGUUUUGGCAUUUGUAUCUUAGAAUUGAUUUCUUGUUAUAUGAUUAUAUAGAGUAUAGGCAUGCUUUAUUUCCUGUUCUGGGUAGGGGUUGUGGUAUAUUAUCUAUUUCUUUUCUGUAUGUUAGAAGUUUUACAAUACCGUAUCUAUGAUUUUUUUAAUAAACGAAUUGUUAUUUUAUGUUAUGAAAAACAAA